Talpa occidentalis (Iberian mole) is the source of this 10955-nucleotide messenger RNA. RefSeq names its product bridging integrator 3 (gene BIN3). Gene Ontology annotation, cellular component: actin cortical patch; cytoplasm. Bases 71 to 832 code for a protein of 253 amino acids. The record is from RefSeq and is a predicted model, not a curated record. Lineage: Eukaryota; Metazoa; Chordata; Mammalia; Eulipotyphla; Talpidae. Gene Ontology annotation, molecular function: protein binding; lipid binding. The transcript has 9 exons. Gene Ontology annotation, biological process: plasma membrane tubulation; endocytosis; actin cortical patch localization.
CUGAAUCCGGAAGUGGUCCCCGAGGACGAGUUGCGGCUGAGGACCCCGCAGUGGUGCCAGCUUGGGGACCAUGAGCUGGAUUCCUUUCAAGAUUGCGCAGCCCAAGAAACAGAUUGUCUCCAAAACAGUGGAGAGAGACUUUGAAAGAGAGUAUGGAAAACUCCAGCAUUUGGAAGAGCAAACCAAAAAGCUGCAGAAGGACAUGAAGAAGAGCGCCGACGCCGACCUGGCCAUGUCCAAAUCUGCUGUGAAGAUCUCCUUGGAUUUACUCUCCAACCCCCUCUGCGAGCAAGACCAGGACUUUCUGAACAUGGUGACAGCUCUGGACACAGCCAUGAAGCGGAUGGACGCCUUCAACCAGGAAAAGGUGAACCAGAUCCAAAAGACUGUGAUUGAACCUUUGAAAAAGUUCAGCAGCGUCUUCCCAAGCCUCAACAUGGCAGUCAAGCGGCGAGAGCAGGUCUUGCAGGACUACAGGAGACUGCAGGCCAAGGUGGAGAAGUAUGAGGAGAAGGAGAAGACAGGGCCAGUGCUGGCCAAACUCCACCAGGCCCGAGAAGAACUAAGGCCUGUGCGGGAUGACUUUGAGGCCAAAAACAAGCAGCUCCUGGAUGAGAUGCCAAGGUUCUACAACAGCCGGCUCGACUACUUCCAGCCCAGCUUUGAGUCUCUGAUCCGAGCCCAGGUGGUGUACUACUCAGAAAUGCAUAAGAUCUUCGGGGACCUGACCCAGCAGCUUGACCAGCCUGGCCACCUGGAUGAGCAGCGGGAACGGGAGAACGAAGCGAAACUGAGCGAGCUCAGAGCCCUCUCCAUCGUGGCCGAUGACUGACAUGCUCCUCCCUGCGAAGGCUCCUGGGAUCCAAGUCAGCCUCUCGCCUCUGCCCCUUUCAAGCUUAGGCUUAGACAUCAGCCAGCCAAAGGCCUUCUCUGGGAGGAGCGCGGCCGCCGGCGGGCUGGGGAGCAGUGGCUCAGCUCUGCCCGCCAGCCCUUUGGAAGCAUCCGGCCUGACGCCAGAGCCCUAAGCAAGCGGCCACCUCCCCACCCGUAGCAAGAGCCCACAGAAAGGUAAGGUGCGGCGAAAGCCUCAGGGGCCUUCCGAGAGCCGGCCGGAGCACUUCCCGGCCUGGGCCCGAACGAGCCUGCAGGGCAAGGGCUUUGUCGGUGCACUGGAGCCUGGUUUGUGUGGUCGGGAUCACAUCUACCUCCCGAUGACCGGUGCUGGUGAGCCCCCCACCUUUGCUGUCUCCCCGCUUCCAAGGACUCAUCUGAGAGGCCCAGGACACUGCCCUAUAGGGCCUUUGAGCUGCAACGCAGCCUCCUCACGCAAGAGGCUGGCUUAGCCCACUUCUUUACCUUAUGUCAAGCGCAGGGACGAGCCCCACCAACCCAAGUCCCGUAGGUUCCCUAGGACUCUCGACUCAUGUAAAUGUUGUACCACACAGAAUGUCACCCCCAAGUCAGAGGCCUCAAAGCAAGAACACUAUUGGGUUUGUUCACCUGAAUAAUUGGAAUUUUAUUUUUUCAAGUAAAGUUUUCAAUAAAAUUUCCACAUACUGUGCUGUAGCUGAGGAGCGCCAGGCCAGCUCAGUCGGCUCAGGGUUACGCUGCCCCCUGCUGAGCUAGCAGGACCUUGGCGGCUCAGUCUCUUCCCCCUGCUGUGCCCGCCCAGAGGGGCUACCCCGCCAUCCAGCACAGGCUGGGCGAGGGCCAGGAGGGGAGAAGAGGACGGGAAGAGCGAUGGAGGACACAAGGUCUGUUUUUGACUUUGGUUUAUUUAAAAAACAAAAAGCCAAAAGAAAAAACCAACUUUAUAUACAAAGUCAAACUGAAACCACGGAUUAUGGAAAGAGGCGAGAAUUACGGGGAACAGGGGAGAAGGCUGGGCCAGAGCCAAUACCACAUUCUGAACACGGGGAGCCAGGGGAGAGGCGCUGGUUUCUUCCGGCGAGUCUGGGGUGGCCGUAACAGCGUGCACUGGCAGACACAGCCCGACGCAGCUCGCUAGCGCUGGCUCCGGCCCUGUGGUGGCCACGGGAGCCCCUGCCCAAGAACCUGCUCCUGGAACCUAACGGGCUUUGUGCCGUCCAGAGGAAGGGGCUCUCACCCCAGCCAGCUUCCACAGCUGUUUCUUCAGUUUAUUGGCAUCAGACCUUAUGACAUACUCAAAAAGCCUUUUCCUCCCCGUCUUACUCUAAACUGGAAGAGGACAGGAGAAAGUCAGCACAAGACUAAAGGGCCCCAGGAGAAUCCCCAGGGAGAGGGCAAAAUGACAUUCGAGGGGUGCAGAAGAUGUUGUGUUGGAUUUAGUUGUAACCGGAACCGGGGUUCCUCGCUUGUCUGUCCCACGUAGCAGACAGACCCCACCCUGACGGCCUGGCCUCCCCUAGAGGCUGAGCACAGGGGUCAGCCACCCCCUGCCUAUGGCUCCCAGGUCCUGCUCCAGCUUCUUUCUGGGACCAAAAGGGCUGAAACUUCAGGCUCCAUCGCUGACCUCACAGGAUGGCAGCUCCUGUGCCAGGGCCCUCAGUUGCUCGGUGCCGGCUCCUCCUUCUCUACCCAGCUGUCAGCCUGUUUGAAACAGAUGUAACAAGAAUUAAGACUCAUUAGGGGUGAGAUCCGAGGACUGAGCACCUGCUCCCGGGAGACCCCUGGCGGCAAGCUGCCAGUGAUGGCUUCCUGAAGACACUGGAGGGAGUGGGGAGCCUGGCGCCAACAGGCCUGGCUGUCACACACACCCCACCCCCCAUCUCCCAACCCAACAGAAGGCAGCUCUCUCCAGGGAGCUCACCUUUUCAACCAUCCGCUGCAUCUCAAGCUGCAGGGGGGUCAGGCGCCUUCGGAACUCCUGUAACAGCCGCUGCAGCUGGUUCUUCUGUCGUUCAGCUGUUCGGGCCGUCUCCUCAGCCUCGGCCAACCGGGUUCGCAGCUCCUGCAUUUCUGCGGCCAGUGUCUUGUUUGUUACUUCAGUGGCUGAGAAACGGUUAUGGCUCUCCUCUGAGAAGGAAACACCAAAAAGACUACUGCUAAGUCAAGGACUAGUGCAUGGGGUGAGAGGCCUAAAGCCUGGGGUGGCAGGGUCUCCCCAUUAGUCUCUGAAUAGAAAACAUCUCUCCAUGCCCCACCCACGCCAGGCCCCUGUGGCUUCGGGCCACUCACCCAGCUUUAGUUCCAGUGUGUGAAUCUUGUUCUCCAGGUACAGCCGCCCACUAUCCUGCUGCUCCGCACGCUGCAACAGAUUCCCCACGUUGAUCAGGCUGCCGUUGUGGGACACCAGGCCUUUGUGUUCCGUGGGGGCAGCACUUGGCUUUGGGCUUUUCCCAGAAGGAGGUAGCAGGUCCAGGUUUCCUAGAAGGGGCCGUGGGAAAAAUGUGAGGAAAGUCUCAGGAGAGUAGCGGCCCGGCAAUCGUGCACAGGAAGCUAUGGAGCACCAGCACGUACCGAAGAGCGCCUCCUCAGGAAGCCCGCCAUCUGUGCCCUCCUGGCGGCUGUACUGAAGGCUCCGGUACUGGCAAAUAUUCUGGGUCACCACCCUGCUGACCAGCUGCUUGGCCUGCAGAGAACACAGCCCCAAGAUACCCGCUCAGGAGACAGGCCAGCCCUCGCCCCUGUGAGCUAUAAGAACCCAGAACAGCAGCAUUCCAAGAUGCCCACUGGCACCGGGCGUGUGUGCUACUGCACACGUCUGCUGGGUGAGGCCACCUCAGGAGCGGGUACCUGCUCUGCACUGAGCCGGAGCCCAAGGGUGAGCAGGAUCUUCUCCAAGUCUCGCCGGUGCAAGUAACCACACCAGUUGGCAUCAAAGAAGACAAAAGCAAGAAGACAGUCCAAAGGGAGCACAGCUGAGGGGUCCAGUUCCUUGGGCUGCAAAAGAAUCAGGAUGAACAGGAUUUACAAAUAGUUCUCCCAAUGGCUAAAAUCAUGCAGGAUGUAGACUUUCUAAAGUCCAGCAGCUUGGCUGACAGUCACCCCCACUGGGCCUUCCAGUUAGAUGACCAUGGGCCAGGUGGGGCCCCCAGGCCUGCUGGAGCAUUUCUGACCCAGGGGCUGUCACCUCCAGAGGAACCAGUGUGCCCCUAGAUCAGACACCUAGCUCAGACGCCUCUGGCUCCUAUGACAAAGCGCCAUUCCCUAGGCCAAGAACCUCUUGUCUUUUGUCCAUCAAAAGGUACCAGAAGUCAUUUGGUAAAAAGCAUCUCUGCCCCAGGAGUGAGGUCUUGCUAAGCUUCACCGGCACUGAAUCCCAGGGGGACAGAAAAGGUCUCACCAUGUCUUGAAGUGAAGAGAACUCCAUCUCAGACUGGUUUGAGGCAACUGACCGGACUUCGGAAUCCUCCAGCUUGGCUCCUGCUACAGAAAGCUUACGAUGAGCUUGGAGCCAGGAUCACAGCAGCCACCCUGGCUCCACACCUGACAGGGAGGCCCUCUGGCCACAGAGCCAGCACCACCAAUCUGCCCGCCUGCGCCUCCACUGGCGUACCAAACUCUUCCUCUCCGUCGUCCCUCAGGAGCAGCAGGUCAGGGUCAAGGGUCAUCUCACAGAGGUCCUCAGAUGCCUCACCCUGGGGCUUCUCUUCCUCCUCGCCCCCAGAAGAUGGGGGCUUUGGCAAAAGCCCAUCUUCCUUCUAGGAAGGAAGCAGACCACAGUGAUGUGCAGGAACUUCACCUUCCACUACUAACAAUUAACAAUGGACAACAUUUGCGUAGCAGUCACGUCCCAGGCACCGUAUCACUCCCAGGCACCAUAUCACAUGCUGAGCAGGCACGGUCCCAUCAGAUGCCUCGCUUUACAGGAGUUCAGAGCCCCAGGGCCACUUCCAGGCACCUGAGGUUCUCCUCAGGAGCCAACUGCAGCCCCGUAGGAAAUUACGUUUACUUUAUAGUAUUUGGGCACAAAGGGAAUAGAUGUGCUUUAGGAAGUGUUAAGAAAUGCAGUGUUCUAGGACCUCCCUGGUGGCACAAGGGGUUAAGACGCAACCUAUGAAGCUAUCCACAGCCACUGCAGCACCAGUUCGAUCCCCAGCCAGGGAGCUACCCACACGGUGCAGCAGACCUCCUUUGUCUUGCCCCCUGUUCCCCUCAGCAGUGUACACUUCAGUCAGUCUGCCUGUUCUGUUCCCCACUCUGUCUCUGGUGAAUCCUCUCACACACCACCACCCCCACACGUCUGGCCUGUACCCCAUUCUUGCAUGCAUGCAUGAGUGAAUCUUUAAAAAAAAAAAAAGAAAUGCAGUGUUCUAGCAACCACUGGAUGAUCAAAACACCUGGUCCUUGCAGCAUUCUUAGCAGAUUUCUGUGCUGCCGCAGUGUGUCAACCACACUUCUCCCGGGUACACACUUACUAGCCGAUGGCCACUGCACCUGAGUACGUGCCAGGGUCAUGAGGCACGUGCAGUGAGAGGACUAGUGAGAGAGCCCCAUAAAGCGCUCAGAGCAGUGCCUGGUAACACACAGCAUGUGAUUUCAGCUCAGCGUACCCAUGAAGCCCGAGUGCCCAUGCGGGAGGCAGAGGUACUCACCGGCGGUGCGUCUGACUCGGCAGCUGUGCCCUCACUCUGUACCUCAUCCUUGGGCUCCUUGGACGCCUCCUCCUUGACUGCUUCUUCCUCCUUGACUGCCUCUUCCUUCUCAGGUUCAGGUGGGGCCACCACCUUUUCAGGAAGGCCCAGCAGCAUCUUAUAAAUCCUAUAGCCAAAAUCCCUCUCCAGCAUCUCCAAAAACAGCUCAGCCAACACCAUCACCUGGUGGAAGAGGCAGCAGGGGCCUGUGAAAACCCAGAGAGUUGCAAGCCCACCAUUCCACAUGCCCUACCUCAGCCUCCCAGAUGCCUACCUCAAAAGAGACCCUCUCUUUUGGCCUCCGAUCUUCCACAAUACUAUGGAGGGACAGGCUUACACAACCAGGGCGUGCCAUGACAGCAGGUUCUAGAGGGGGUGGAGGGGCCUCUGGGAGAUCAGUGUCCACUUCUUGCUGGGCCGUAACCUCUGGAUUCUCUGCGUUCUGUUUGGAAGUAUCUGUUGCUUGCUCUGAAGUAUCAGCUGCCUGUUCUGUAGACUCCAUUUCCUGGGACAAAAAUCACAGGCUUUGACCACCUGGGUCCAAGGCUCAGGGCACUUACCAUCCUAGCUUGUUCCUAACGUUCAGCCUUACCGCUGGGACUUCUGGGGCUGGGGCUGCAGCCUCUGCAGCUUUCUGCUGACACAAAGCCUCCCACUCCUCCAAAGGAGGCAUGAUGGUCCAGAUGUCCGGCAGGUAUACCACCACAGUCUGGAGCCGCCGCGGGGGUCCUGGCUGCAGGUAUUGAAACUCAGCAAAGCGCCACCUGCUCACAAGAAAAAGGGAAAAUGUGGGCUGACCCAUGGCUUUCCCCAGCAUCUGCUUCAGUUUCCAAACAUUUAUUGAGUACAAACUGCAUGCCAAGCUUUGCAAGUACAAAAAUAAAAGAUACAGACUGAGGGCCCAAGAAAUGGUUAAGCCAUGGGGAGAAACCCAAGCAGACAAUUACUACCCAAGGCACCAAUAUGGAGCUGAGGGUGACGGAAUGAGCCUUGGCAGGUCAACUGGCCUUCAACACACAUACACAGCCCUAGUCAUGCUCAAGACCAGGGCAACCAUUUGUGAGGCCUGAACAAGGAGACAGAGGCAAAUUAACAGGCCAGGAAGUCACAGAAGCUUGGUUUCCUGAACCUUCUCACCAGCCCCAUUGCCAGCCGCAGACGAGUUCAGGGGAACUACUCACCACUUUGUGCAGGCGCUCAAGUCGAUGCCUGUCUGGGCUUGCGCACAGCGGAUGGCAGUGCGAACCAGCACCUGUGGGUCGCCCUUGGGGUCGAGGCCAUCCAGAGAAGGAGACCACUCACCCCCAACCAGCACUGCCUCCUCUUCUUUCCGGCCCAACAAAAACUGCAGAAAAAAUGACCGAGAUCAGGGCUCCCACUGCGGAACAGCCUGCCACCACCGUAGAAUGCAGGCAGCAUGAGGGUAGAUAACACGGGGAGUUAUUGAACAGUCCAGCCACUCUUUAUAAAGUAAGAAGAUCAGAGCUAUGCUGUCUCUCUGCAAAAUGAGUGUUAUUUUUACCUCAAAACUCUUUGUGAUUUCAUGAACAGGAGCUGAACUGCCGAAAAUCUGACAUGACCUAUACACUAUCAAUGAUUGUGCCAUGCCUCCUGGGCUCCAGCUCUUACCUUAAUCUGCUUCAGAGGAUGUUCUGGCGUCUCCCUUGGCUCAGCCAUGUCAUCCACAAAGAGCAUACAACAACGAUACAAUUCCUCCAACCCUGGGGAAGAGAGCAGCAGUACCUGUGCAGGGCAGUGAGAAGGAAAUACUCAUAAGCCUCUUCAGGCCCCAACAGUGGGCUAAAGCUGCAGGACCCCAGCCAACUGACCUUGGAACUGUAAGCGGGGUCACUGUCUGCAGAGCUGGGCUCAGCACUGGUGUCUGGAGCUGGCUCCUUCUCAGAAGAUACCUGAAUCCGACUUGGGUGAUGGAGGGAAAAGGGCUGGCUCAGAGGAAAGGCCGACAGCCAGCUCAGAUGCACGGCCAGAAAACCAGAAGGGACCAGGAGGUGGCGGUAACGGCGCUGGAGUUCUAAGAAGUCACAGGUGGGGCUGCAGGGAGAAUGCAAGGGAUCCAGAUUGAGCAAAGGUUAAAUUAUUCUUAAAAUGGAACCAUGAAAGACUUGGAAGAAAAUGGGCAAGUAAUUUUAUAAUCUACAAAAAAACUAAGACACCGCUGAAAAGGAUGGCUAACCAUAUGAAAUGUUACAACUUCUAGUGACAGAGCAAAAUCAAACUGGGGAAAAAAAAAAAACAGGGAAACCGUUUGCAAUACAUGACAGAGAAAAGCAUUACUGAAGUAAUAUAAAAGGAACCCACAAAUCAAUAAUGAAAAGUUUACAAGCUUAAAGAAAAAUGGGGUAACUGACAUCAACAGGUACUUAUGAACAGAAAAAGGAAUGAAACGUAGCAGGUCAUGGAAAGAUGUUCAAUCUCACUGAUAACUAAACAAAUGCAAAUCAGAAUAUCACUUUUCACCUAUCACACUAACAGAGAUCAAAGUUUGGUAAUAACGUUGGCAAAGACAUGGAGAAAUAAGCACUUCAUUCCCCACUGAUGACACUGUAAAUUGACUUCAAAUGACUGGCUGAUACCUAUCAACAUUUAAAUAAAACCCUUUGUGCCAGUUACUCCAUUUCUAGGAACUGAUCUAGAUAAAAUGCAUCUACACGCACAGAUGUGUGCAGAAGGAUGUUUAUAAUAUUUAGAAUAAUUAGACUAAAAGCAGAAAACUGGUUAAGUAAAUUAUGAUUUCACCCAUUCAAUGGAAUACCAUGCAGUUGCUAAAGAGGAUGACAUCAAUAUAAUAAAUGUUAAUGUGGAUUAAGUUCUGAGAAACCUGAAGUGAAAAAGCAAAGAACCAGUGUGUACAAAAGGCUUUCAUUUGUUUCAAAAAAAAAAAGUUUGUAAGUACACAAGUACACAUGCACACACACACACACACACACACACACUUGUACACACGUAUCUCAUUCGUACAAGAAGUUAUGACCAGUUGCAAAUCUCAACCCACCCCAGCCUUGCACUCACCUGUCCACAGUAUAGGGAGUAAGAUGGACCCGGUAAGGAGGCAGAUCAUGCCUUGGUUUCUUAGCACCCCAAGGCUCCCCACCAGCCCGCUGCUUGCGUUUCUUGGAGUCAUAGUCAUCGCUGGAGAUUGAUCCAUCACCAGAAAGAGGAAACCACAUUGUUACAUACAGACUCAAAACAGACUAGCCUAAAAGAACUGGAAACAAACUGAACCCCCAACAGUGAAAAAAAUGGGUAAAGCAGCCAUGUUACCCCCACCACGUUUAAUAGUCUGUUAUAAAGAUAUUAAAAUGGGUUUUUCUUGGUUUUUGAAAGUGGAUAUUUAAAUGUUUUUAACAAUAGAAAAAAAUACUCAGGUUAAGCAAAAAGAAGAAUAUGCAACACUACCUCAACUGUGCAAAAAAAGCUUUAUUACUGAAAAGAAAGCACUAAUGGUGGAUGCCUCUGGCUGAUAUGGCUUAUAUUUUGUUUUUCUGAAUGUUGUAAAUUAUAGUCAGCAUGCAAUUUUUGAACUGAUAAGAAAAAAACUGAUUUUUUUUCCCAACAAGACAGACAUAAGGUAUCAUGCCAAGGGCUCAACAAAGUUAAUUUUAUUAGAAGAGACAAUUCCUUAUUAAGAACAAACAAAUCCCUAAUAGUACAUAUUAAGGUCAUAAAAAUACUCAAACCCUUUGAUCUAAUAAUGCCACUGUUAAAAAUUAUCCCAAGGGAAUUAAUUCAAAAGAAGAAAAGAAGUUUUAUGUAGGGGGGAAAAAGCAAAGCAGCAAAAGCUAAUAGUAAGAAAGCCACAAUCAAAUCCAGCAAUACCUGAGUUUUUAUAGUAAAUAAACACAGUAAUCAGGCAGCCAUUAAAACUACCAUGAGGAUUACAAUGCAACAUGGGAAAUGUGGAAGAGUAAGAAUAAUUUUAACUGUAAGAUUAAAAUUAUAAAAGUGGGCCUCCCCUGCUGGCGCAGCGGUUGAGCUGCUCCCCUCAGCAGUGUAUUUUGUCACUCUGCCUUUUCUGUUCCCUGCUCUGGUUCUGGUGAAUUCUCUCCCCCUCCCGCGCUUCUGAUGUACCCAGUGCUUGUAUAAAUAAAUAAAUCUUAUAAAAAAUUUUCAGUUUUAAAAAAAAAUUAUGAAAGUAUACAUUUAUUUAUAAAGGCCAACAGUGUAGGGGAAGUGGCAACCAAGUACUUUUCUAAUAGCCUUUAAGAAUGGUUACUUUUUAAAGGAAAGGAAAUGAUACAAUUUUACAGUAUUUUUGUUUUCUGGAAUAGUUGAUACUACUUUAUACAUUUUUGUAACAAAUCAUUUACUGUGGUGUGACUAAGUUAAGGGUGCCAUAAAUAAAAGCAGUAGAAGAGAAACAAACCUCAAGAGCCUUAUAAAAUGGUAAACUGAUAGAAAAUCUCUUGUGUCUCAUGAGAGAAAUAAAGUCAACUGUCAAUUCUUCACAUCAAGGUAACCGAGUUGAUUUUAUUUACCAAAAGUUCUCUGUUCUUUCCUUUUAGACCUUCCUGGGUUGUUUCCCUCAUCAUCAUAUCCCUCGGUAACUAAGCUGAUUAUAUUUAACACAACUUUUUUGUUCCUUUCUCUUUUAUCUGCCGGGGUAAUGUCCCUGUUCAGGCAUCUCAAUCCAAAACCUGCCUUCUUAUCUUGGCCUUAUGGGAUGUCAACAGUUCAUAUUUCUAAGAGAAGAACCUUCCAGGGCUUCCCUGGUGGUGCAAGGGGUUAAGAUGCAGCCUAUGAAGCUAUCCGCAGCCACUGCAGCAGAAGUUCGAUCCCCAGCCAGGCAGGGAGCAACCCACAUGGCGCAGCAGAUCUCUCCUGCCUCGCCCACUGCUCCCCUCAGCAGUAUGUUUCAGUACAUCUGCCUGUUCUGCUCCCCACUCUGUCUCUGGUGGGUCCUCUCACCCCCCACAUCUCUGGCCUGCACCCCGAUCUUGUAUGUAUAAAUAAAUCUUUAAAAGAAAAAAAAAAGGGAGAACCUUCCAAAGUCAUUAGACAAUUCUUUUUCAGCCUACACAUACUGAACUCUUGAGUAAAUGCUAUCAACCUCUAGUUCAACUGGAUGUUCCACUGAAUCCUGUGGAUUCUAGUCACUUUUCUCACCUUAUAUGAACUAACACAGCAGGUUAGAAGACAGUAACCUCAGCACGACAGAGCAGGUCUCCUAUCUAAAACCUCAGUAGUUUAGCUUUGGUGGGGCAAUGGUGACUGUUCCUGCAUCCCAGAGUGUAAGGAUCAAAAUAAAACUUGGCUUCCUGUCAAAACACUAAUGUGGCUGACUCCUUUAUAAAUCAACGUAUUCCCCCCAGAGUGACCUAAUUCAACUGCCCCGUUCCCACUCUGCAAAUUCUCUGUAUUCACUGAUAGCAAUAUCUC